Labeo rohita (rohu) is the source of this 2035-nucleotide messenger RNA. Its product is annotated as gastrula zinc finger protein XlCGF8.2DB-like. The record is from RefSeq and is a predicted model, not a curated record. Bases 485 to 1513 code for a protein of 342 amino acids. NCBI's taxonomy places the organism in Eukaryota, Metazoa, Chordata, Actinopteri, Cypriniformes, Cyprinidae. The transcript has 2 exons.
UUGAAACGCUUGUUCUUCCGGACCGGUCAGUCGCUCGCUGUUAGUCGUACAGAAUUAGCUCGCUAUGUUUGUUUGGUGGUAGUAUUUGUUAUAACCAUGGUACGCAUUCGGAACGCAUAAUGUUUUACGGUCUAUUCUGGCCGCGUGAACUGGAACGGAUAUAUCGCUGAAACUGACAGUUCGUAAAACGUAAACAGUUCGAAAUAGCGUGCGCGGACGCCCGAUUUGCCAACGAGCUGUGCGUAAAUCACUCCGUUAGAAAAUUACCGCGAGAACAACAUUAUGAACUGCAUUAGCGGUCAUUAAUUUGAUUUUUAAGAUGUCCGCGACAAUUUAUAGCGAUGUUGUUAACGGUGCUUUAAGAACAAAAAGCAGCAGCGAUCUAUAUGGCCUGUCAUAGAUAUCCAUGGGCUAGCGACUGUAAUAUGCAAAAAUAGGAGUUUCUUGAAAAGAACAGUGAGAAGAUGAUCCAGAAACCUGAAGAAUGAAACCUAAUGAAGAUACUGAAGGAGAAAGAGUUCUGAUGGAGGUGAAAGAGGAACAUAAAAACGUGAAUGAGGUGGAGGAGGAGCAACAUCAUCACUCCAUCACUGGGGAAAUACCUUUAACUUUCUCACAAAAGACAACCAAAAUCAAGAAAUCUUACAUCUGCCCUCAGUGCGGAAAGACUUUUGCAGGUAAAUCACGACUCGAGCGCCACAUUAGAAUUCACACCGGAGAGAAACCGUUUACAUGUCUCGUGUGCGCGAAGAGUUUCGCGUGUAAAGAAAGACUUGACAGACACAUAAAAAUCCACACCGGAGAAAAGCCUUUCACGUGUGAAUGGUGCGGAAAGCGUUUGGCGUGUAAAACAAGACUCAAGAGGCAUGUGAUAACCCACACUGGAAGCAAGCCUUACGCAUGCUUGCAUUGCGGAAAGAGCUUCACGACGAACACAAACCUACAGCGGCAUGUCAAACUCCACACUGGAGAAAGGCCGCACACAUGCCAAGAGUGUGGGAAGAGCUUCAUACGCAAAGAAAAACUCCGGUUUCACAUGACCAUCCACACUGGAGAGAGGCCUUACAGUUGUGAACAAUGCGGGAAGAGUUUCCGACAUGUCAACGGUCUCAAAGAUCACCAGCUCUCUCACGCCGAAGUGAGGUCUUUUAGCUGUGAUCAGUGCGGUAAGGAUUUUAUUACUCCGUCUGCAUUGAAGAGACACUUGAAAGUUCAUUCAGGUGAGAAGCCUUACUUGUGUUCUCUGUGUGGAAAGAGUUUUGCACGGGUGGACUGUUUCAAAAGGCAUCAGGAGGUCCAUAGUGGUGUGAAGGAUCAUGUGUGCUAUGAGUGCGGGAAGGCUUUUAUUACAUCCGACCAACUCAAGCAGCACCAGAGGAUUCACACUGGAGAAAAACCUUACAAGUGCUCACUUUGUGGAAAGAGCUUUGCUCAGUCGCCGCACCUGAAGGCACACGAGAGCAGCCACACCACUGAGAGCCAUCUGGUAAUAAGCAAUGAAGUCAUCUACUGACUGAAGUGAAAAAGCACCAUACAAACAUAUCUUCAGGUUCAUGUGGAAUUUGAAUCCCAAACGGAGUAAGAGGCGCUUUUUGGUUUAAACAAAACCUUUGGUUUCAACACUAAAUCUGAAUACUGUACUAAAUAAACUGUUCUUUUACCAGGUACUGUGCAUUUGUCUUCAUUAAAAAUCACAUGACCAAAUGACAACUCAUUUUAUUUUCUAACACUGGAUGAAAAUAAUCAGGGGUGUUAUUCCAUUUUCAGUUAAAGGAUUUGUUGAUUUUCAAUAAUGUCUUCUUAAAUGUUGAUGAAUUGUGACUGUUUUGAUUGUUGAAUUGAUUUAUGGAUAAGCACCCAGAUAGCAAAGAUUGCUUGAUCUGGAAAGCAUCUGCUGUGUACAAACAUCUGACAGAUGUCUGUAAGAUCUCAGUUUUAUAUACAUUCUAAAUCAUAAACAUUUUAAAGAUAUUUAACAAAUGUCCAUUUGACAUCUGAUUGGAAAUGUCCUAUAAACGUAUUGCAGAUGAUCAAA